Messenger RNA from Rubroshorea leprosula, 1483 nucleotides. The record is from the annotation of a GenBank genome assembly. Lineage: Eukaryota; Viridiplantae; Streptophyta; Magnoliopsida; Malvales; Dipterocarpaceae.
AGUUGGCAAUCAGAAGACUUGACACUGAAACCUAUCUUGGUCAAUGGGGAUUUUGUUUGUGGCUUCCACUGCAAAGUUGAAGAAAACAACACCUGCCUCUUUGCUAUCUCCAUCUUCAAUUUCACUUCCAUCUCUUACAUGAAUUCACAAAUCGUAUGGUCGGCUAAUCGAAACAAUCCAGUUGAACGUGGGGCACAAUUGCAACUUUCCCAACAAGGGGAUUUAACGCUGCAAAAUGUUGAUGGCACUCUGAUUUGGUCUACAAACACAACAAGUAAAUCUCUUUCGGGUUUGAAGUUAACUGAUCAGGGUAACCUUAUGCUGUUUGAUGGAAACAAUGAGAUGGUUUGGCAGUCUUUUGAUCAUCCAACAGACUCUUUAGUUCUCGGACAGAGAUUGGUUUCUGGGCAAAAAUUGGUGGCAAGUAUGUCUGACACAAAUGGGAGUGAGGGUUUAUAUUCAUUUUCAAUUGAUAAUAAUGGUUAUUUUGUUGCUUCUGCGGACUUAGAUGUUACCAUAGUGUAUUACAAAUCCAACAAGUCUCAAUUAAGUAGCCAAACGGGGCAGUUUUAUGCUGAGCUCACUAACACAAGUUUCGGUAUUGGUCUUUCACCAAAAUCUGGAGUUCGUUUUAUACAAUUAGGCUCUGAUGGGCACUUUUGGCCCUACAAUGGAGUAGUGGAUUGGCAAACGAAUGAUUUGUUUGAGAACCAAGUCCAUGAAUGUGAUUAUCCACUGGCAUGCGGAAAUUACGGAAUUUGUUCGACGCAAGGAUGCAGUUGCCCAACUUACUUCAGGCAGAUAGAGUCUUUUCAUUCAGGUUAUUUUCAUUCCCAGCGUUAUACAUGUUCUCCAUAUAUUCCAAUAUCGUGUGAAUUUACUUACCAGCAGAGUCUUAUUGAGCUUAAGAAUGUUGAUUAUGUUCCCGGAGUUAAUUAUCACAUAACAGACACCGAGGGCUGCAAGCAAGCCUGUUUAGAGAACUGUUCUUGCAAGUAUGUUGUUUUCCAACAUAAUAGUAAUUUCUCAUCAUCUGGAAGCUCAAGUGUGAAGCCUUUCUUCUCUUACACUAACAUCAUCUCAGACUCUAGUUGGAAAUCAGAAGAGUUGAUACUGGAACCCAUCUUUGUCAAUGGGAAUUUUGUUUGUGGCUUCCACUGCAAAUCAAAAGAAAACAACACUUGCCUCUUUGCUAUCUCCAUCUUCCACUUCUCUUCCAGUGAUUAUCCAAAUUUAAAGAUGGUAAAUCUGUUUCCGUAUUGAAGUUAACUGAUCAAGGUAACCUUAUGCUGUUUGAUGGAAACAAUAACACAGUUUGGCAGUCUUUUGAACAUCCAACAGACUGUUUAGUUUUCGGUCAGAGUCUAGUUUCUGGGCAGAAAUUGAAGGCAAAUUUCUCAGCCAUAGAAUGGAGGGAGGGUUUAUAUUCAUUCUUAAUUGAUAAUCUUGGUUUUUUGGUUGCUUCUGCGAGGUCAGAUCCUAA